GUGCGACAGAGGAGCUUUUCCGCCAGCUGGCAGACGAAAAGCCCAUGAACGCGCAGGCAGGAGUCCACUCGCCAACUGGCAGACAGCUUCGCAUCCUCCCUGUACCUAUGUCGCCUUUUAACCCACCAACUGUCCCGGAGACCUCGGAAACCUUCGUUACACCUACCGAUAUACAUGCAGUGCUCCAACAACUAGACCUCAAAAGCUGGGAUUUCCGUACCUUUGUGUUGCAAAUAAUAAAGUCAGGUUCUAUAAUCGAGAGCUCGGCAAGCGUCGAAAAAAUGUGGCUGGAAACUUUGCGAAGUUUAUCUCAAAGAAAGAACAUCAGCUUGGCAUUUCGUGUUUUUUUCAAAAAAUUGUUAGAAUACCAGGAAUUUGCAAAACUUGAUCAAGAAACUGCAAGUGCUUUAGAUCACCAUGCUGAACAGUGUGCACGCUACGAACUGGCGAAAUCAGCUGCCAGUAUGGAAAAGCUUAUGGAAGGCCCAUCUCGAGAUUAUUAUGUCUCAAAAGAAAUCAACCAUCACCUGCUUUCAGGUGAUGAAACAGAUGCCAGCUAUAAAAGAAAGUUUGCAAGCAUGCUCAACUGUGGUGCUAGUAAUGACAUAGAGAAGACUGUCAUAAUUUCAAGCAAGCAGAGACAUCAAAAGAGCAUCAAAGAUACAUGUGAAGAGGAUGACAUUGAAGAAAGUGGAUGUGAGACCCCAACUCCAUCACCCAAAAAGCAGAAGGCUAGUUUGGGCACAUUCAGUACACCACAUAAAUCUAUCCUUCAGACAAAGAUGGUAGCAAACUUGACACCCAAAAUAGUGCCUGGUUUAAAAUCACUUCUAUGUAUGCUGGAAAAGCAGCACCCAGAUGUUGCAAAGGAGAUUCAAUGCCAUUCAUAUGAGCAAAGUAAGCUGGCUAGUUUACCAGGGCCAUUACUGACAUGGUUACGUCAUGUUCUCUCUAGCACUGUGCAAGAAUUUGAUAAUGUUGUAAAUAUUCCAUUGAAAGAUGCUAGUGAGUAUGAGUACAAGCUAUGUGCUGUUUUCCAGAGUACAUUAAUAGAUUUUCACACAAUGGUUCGUUAUGCAAGCAAUAAUACCCUUGAAAGACAUCCUUCAGAAAGGAAAUUUUUGCUGGAACAGGUGGCAGUUCCAUUCAAGUAUACUGAGUAUGUUUUUGGGCUUGUAACAUUUCACUGGAUAGAGAAACAUAUGAUGUUUCAAAAAGCACUGCAAUUUGUCAAAGAUCCAGACCAGAAAACAAGAACUUACAAAGUCAAUGCUCUUUGCAUUGUCAAGACAGAUCAGAGAGACUUUGCAACCAUAGAAGUAUCUGGAGGACCUGCAGAGCAGGAUUGUAAACAUAUGAUGGAAGACACGGAAAAGGUAUUGUUAGAAGGAGCAGAUAUGCUCCAAGGUACUCUCCAGCAGUAUCUAGAUGCAUCUUCAAACACAGCUAAAAACUUGAAGUUUUACACAAUACAAGUUAUUGUUGAUCACAUCAUCUUAAUUGAAAUAUCUAUGCAUAAGUCAAACUUCAAAGCUGUAGAAAAACAAGUUCUUGAACAAGAAAAGGUGGUGAAGGCAUUAGCCAAUGAGCAAAAUGGUGUGUGUGAAGUCAAAUCUGAUACAAUUCGUGAGUGGCUCACUAGCACUGGCAAAGACAGCAUUGAGCAUUGCUAG
Molecule: messenger RNA, 1673 nt
Organism: Paraglomus brasilianum
Lineage: Eukaryota; Fungi; Glomeromycota; Glomeromycetes; Paraglomerales; Paraglomeraceae
Source: the annotation of a GenBank genome assembly